This is a messenger RNA of Anoplophora glabripennis (Asian longhorned beetle), 741 nucleotides long. RefSeq names its product ubiquitin. Gene Ontology annotation, biological process: protein ubiquitination; modification-dependent protein catabolic process; translation. The record is from RefSeq and is a predicted model, not a curated record. Bases 12 to 668 code for a protein of 218 amino acids. Lineage: Eukaryota; Metazoa; Arthropoda; Insecta; Coleoptera; Cerambycidae. The transcript is spliced from 2 exons. Gene Ontology annotation, cellular component: ribosome; nucleus; cytoplasm. Gene Ontology annotation, molecular function: protein tag activity; structural constituent of ribosome; ubiquitin protein ligase binding.
GAUAGGCCAUUAUGCAAAUUUUCGUAAAAACCCUAACGGGUAAGACCAUCACGCUAGAGGUCGAGCCUUCUGACCCAAUAGAAAACGUUAAAGCUAAAAUCCAGGACAAAGAAGGUAUUCCUCCCGAUCAACAGCGUUUGAUCUUCGCGGGUAAACAACUAGAAGAUGGGCGCACUCCUUCUGACUACAAUAUCCAAAAGGAAUCAACCCUUCACUUGGUUUUACGGUUGAGGGGCGGCGGCAAGGGCUUCAGGGAAUACGCCAUUAUGCAAAUUUUCGUAAAAACCCUCACGGGUAAAACUAUCACGCUAGAGGUCGAGCCUUCUGACACAAUAGAAAACGUUAAAGCUAAAAUCCAGGACAAAGAGGGCAUUCCUCCUGAUCAACAGCGUUUGAUCUUCGCAGGCAAACAACUUGAAGAUGGACGUACUCUUUCUGACUACAAUAUCCAAAAGGAAUCAACCCUUCACUUGGUUUUACGGUUGAGGGGCGGCAUAGGAGGUAUGAUUGAACCCUCCCUUAAAAUUUUAGCCAAAAAAUAUAACUGCGAUAAACUGAUAUGCCGCAAGUGUUACGCUCGAUUGCAUCCAAGGGCUACAAAUUGCCGCAAGAAGAAAUGUGGGCACUGUACCGAGCUUCGCCCGAAGAAGAAGUCAAAGUACAAUUAAGUUUUGUUUUAUUUUUUCAACAACUGAAUAUAAAAUGUGCAUUAUUGACACUAAUAAAGAAUUUCGAUAUUAA